Messenger RNA from Venustampulla echinocandica, 921 nucleotides. RefSeq lists its product as uncharacterized. Bases 1 to 921 code for a protein of 306 amino acids. NCBI's taxonomy places the organism in Eukaryota, Fungi, Ascomycota, Leotiomycetes, Helotiales, Pleuroascaceae. The record is from RefSeq and is a predicted model, not a curated record. The transcript has a single exon.
AUGAAAUUACGCUCUCUUCGACCUGGCUUGCUUGCCAUACUGGCAGCGGUGGCGCCGGUUCAGGGCGACGACUGCAAAAAGGGAUAUACCCUCUGUGCUCCCGCUGGCGCAUCAUCGACAACAGCACCACAGAUUGGCAGCCCCGAAUUCCAGAAUCUGCUCACCGAUCUAAUAUCCUCCUCCCUCCCUCCGUCGUCGUCGAAUGCGAAGCGCGCCUCGGCCUCGCUCUGCUGCGUGUCCACUCUCUCCUGCCUGACUCUGGCCAACCUUGCGAUCCCAUUUUGUUAUGACAGAUUCACCACAAACUUCCUGCUUCCCGACAAUAGUUUUGGCACAGUUGCAAGCGGCCAGUACAGCUCGAAUAAUGGCGACCAGGCCAAUCUUUUAUCAGGAGACUAUACAUUGGCGAAUGGGCAGAAGGGGAAUAUUUAUGCCGAUAACCCCUCCGCGAAACCGAAUACAGCGACGUUGGCUCUUCCAUCUCAGUUCACGGCUUCAGGAGUAGGGAGUGCCAUUCCCGCCACCGCUUUAGGGGGGUUGGUAACCCUCACCUAUACCACCACCCUUCCAGGGACCACAAUCCCGGGGACAACUGUCUCUCCUACGACGAUCUCUGAAUCUAUUAUUUCGACUACGACGGUUUUGCCCCAAACAAUUUCAACAAAGGUGGCGGAUUCUUUAGUGGUGUCUACGGUGUUAGAUUCAUCGACAAUAAUUUCUACUGCUGCCCCAACUACAAUUCAGGGAACGACCAGAGGGGCAUCUACGAUCCCAGGCGCGGUGACUACUGUGACGACGACCCAGCUAGCUCCGGCAGCUACUACAAGCAAGAAAGGCGGCGCUUCUAUGGCGCGGGGCGAUGCCUUUAACUCUCUAGCUAGCCUUGUGAUUAUGAUUGGGCUACUCCUUUGCUACCCGUGA